UCUUUUUCAUAUGAGUCAUCUACGAUCAGCCCUUAUCGUUGAAUACAUUGUCGUUGCGUAGUGCGAUGAGUGUAUAUUAUUGCUGUACGUAAACGUACACAUAAAUUAUGUUUAUACGUUGGAAAUGAAGUGUGCAAAAAGAGUUAGCUUCGGAUGAAAGAUUAUAAUAAAUAGAGCAAUUUAACAAAUUGUAGGUGACGUGUAUAACAUCGUUAAAACACAAUUCUCAUAGAACUGCCUUCGUAAACAAGGCGCCAUGAUGUUCUUGCAACGCCAUAAUACUGUUAUACGACGUUUCGUUCUUUCUAUGAUAAAUAUUUAUAAUUAAAACCGCAUGUAAGAUACGAACGAAAUCAGUUACUUUUUGUGUACUUCUCUACAUUGUAAUAAUCUCUGGCUAUCUGAUUUUGGUGAGUACGUGUAAAAGUUAGUGAGUUCUUCCUAAAAUUCUGAAAGUUCUCGGUACUAUUGCUUAUUGCAAAUACCCUCAUUCUACCACGAAAAGGAGUGAAAAAGAUAGAGAUUGGAAGACAGAGAAAAGUCGUAGUGGAAGAAAAAAAGAGAGAGAAAUAUUAUGUACGCUACGAGUGGCUGUACUGUAUUACAAGAAAAUUUGCUCAGAUAUUUAUCGUGUUCGUAGAAUUGUUGUCAUUAAGAAUACGAUAAACUCAAGGUGAAAAUCGAUAAAUUCAUAGAUAUUUUUAUUUGAUUGUGAUGGCGAGAGGUUGGCGUCAAGAAUGUAGUAACAGGAGUGGGAGAUUGUAGUAAAAACAAUGCUGGAUCGCUAAGCAAGUUCUGCGUUGCUACAAAACGGAAACUAUAAAAAAUUCAUACAUAUAGUUUACAUAUUACAGUAUUUUUAACAUGGAUGAUGAAGAAGGAUCAUCAAGUUCUGGGCCUAUGUCUUCAUUGAACAGUUUGUUUUCAUUUACUAGUCCUGCUGUAAAAAAGUUACUUGGCUGGAAACAGGGUGAUGAAGAAGAAAAAUGGGCAGAAAAAGCAGUUGAUUCAUUAGUAAAAAAAUUAAAAAAACGGAAGGGUGCAAUAGAAGAAUUAGAACGUGCUUUGAGCUGUCCAGGCACACCUAGUAAAUGUGUAACAAUUCCAAGAAGUUUAGAUGGUAGAUUGCAGGUUUCACAUCGUAAAGGUUUGCCACAUGUAAUUUAUUGUAGAGUAUGGAGAUGGCCAGAUUUGCAGUCACAUCAUGAAUUAAAACCAUUAGAGUUAUGUCAAUACCCUUUUUCUGCUAAACAAAAAGAAGUUUGCAUCAAUCCUUACCACUAUAAAAGAGUGGAGAGUCCAGUGCUCCCACCUGUAUUAGUUCCUAGACAUUCAGAAUAUGCUCCUGGACAUUCAUUGUUACCAUUUCAACAAAUAGCAGAACCAACAAUGCCACAUAAUGUGUCCUACUCCUCUAGUGGAUUUAAUGCUGGAUCUACUGGUGGUGUAAAUCCAACAUCACCUAUGUCUUCUGUUGGAUCUGUUCCCAGUCCAGGAAGCACAACAUCACCAAAUCCACAAAGUCCAUAUGGUACUAAUGGGCUACCAGAAACUCCUCCUCCAGCAUAUUCUCCACCUGAAGAUGGUUCACAACCUGGACAAUCACCACCACCUGAUCCAGUAGCAAUGGACACAAGUGGAUCAGCUGAAGUAGCUCCAGUAUGUUAUCAGGAACCGCCUUAUUGGGCCUCCAUUGCAUAUUACGAAUUAAAUUGUAGAGUGGGUGAAGUUUUUCAUUGUCAUUCUCACUCUGUUAUUGUGGAUGGUUUUACAAAUCCAAGCAACAAUUCUGAUCGCUUUUGCCUUGGACAAUUGUCCAAUGUAAAUCGUAAUUCUACUAUUGAAAAUACAAGAAGACAUAUAGGCAAAGGAGUACAUUUAUAUUAUGUAGGUGGUGAAGUUUAUGCAGAAUGUCUCUCUGACUCUGCUAUAUUUGUACAAUCUAGAAAUUGUAAUCAUCAUCAUGGAUUUCAUCCUAGUACUGUUUGUAAGAUUCCACCAGGAUGUUCAUUGAAAAUAUUUAAUAAUCAAGAGUUUGCCCAGUUACUUUCACAAAGUGUUAAUCAUGGUUUUGAAGCAGUUUAUGAAUUAACAAAGAUGUGCACUAUAAGAAUGUCAUUCGUUAAAGGUUGGGGUGCUGAGUAUCACAGACAAGAUGUUACAUCUACUCCUUGUUGGAUUGAAGCACAUUUACAUGGACCCUUACAGUGGUUAGAUAAAGUGUUAACACAAAUGGGUUCUCCUCAUAAUGCUAUAAGUUCUGUAUCAUAAUUUGUGCAUCAAAUUUAAUAGCAAAGGGAGAAAAUAGUGAACUGUAGGAAAAUCUGAUGAUUCAAGAACAGUUUUUAAUAUUAUCAUAUAACAUUUUAACUAGUUAUUGUAAGAGAUUUAUGAAAGUACCAGAGAAAGUGGUAAAUGAAAAACUGCCUAGUGAGAUUUUUCUCAUGCAAGUAAACUGAAGCUAAUAUGAUUAUGAAAAUAAAGGGUUACGAAAGUUCACAAUUAUUGAAAGUGAUCCUUAUUAAAGAAAUUUCGGAGAUUACAGUUUACAUGUAAAAGCUGUACAAUUUUUUGGCUGUUAAAUAGGAGAAGAAUUAUAGCAGAAAAAAUAUGUGUUAUAUAUGAAGAAUCAUAUUUUUCAAAUAUAUUCAAUUACACUUAUAUAUAAUACGUUAUUUUAUAUGGAAAAUUGUUAUGAAAAUAUGUCCUAAUGCUAUAUCACGAAUGCUUCAUUAAAUUGUUUCGAGACUUAUACUGAAAUCUACAUUUGCGUAGUUAAAGAGCAAAUCAAUUGUAAUUAAACAAAAGACGAUUACUGAAUAAUAAUAUACGAGAAUGAUUCAGAAUUACAUCAAAUAACACUUUAACAUUUAUAGUUUUGAAUACAAUAUGCAUGCUUCUGAAGCAUUUGAUUUAUGCCUAAACAAGUCUUAGAAUAUUUAAAUUUAUUACUAUUAAGAUUAUAAUCUAAGUGUAAUUAAUUUCAAUUUUACUAAUUGUAAUACAAUUAAUAUUUUAAUAUAAACAUCAGAUGCUGAUCUCACGUUAACAUUUGAAAGUUAACUGUAUCUGAUGACAUAUUGGAAUAUUAACUUUGAUAAUGCAUAUAAAAAUAUUUUUUGCGCAACGUUUCCUAAUAUUCGCGAAAUGUAAGCCUUUGGAUGUAGCCUUAUAAGAAAUUAAUAUGACAACUAACAUAAAGUCAUCUACUUACUACAUGUCGAAUUGAGAGUAAUAUAAGACUUAUGUGUUAGCUUUGCACUUUUCAGAAGUGUUUACAAAUUUCAGGCUUUUACAGAAUUUUAUGUACAUAUAAAAAGUAUACUAUUAUAUGAUGUUAUAUGCAAUUCAAAUAAUUGGCAUUACAUUCGAUACUAACCAUAUGAAAAUUCUGUGAAUUGAAUUCUGAAAAGUGCCAAAAGUGUAUGUAUAUAAUGCCUUUCAUUUAAAUCAUGUCGAAAACUAUUUUUGUUGAUUAUUAAUAGGAAACUUAAGCCAACGGAGGAAGAUUUACUUAGAAAAUAUUCGGUUACAAAAGAUAUUGCUUGUUUUAUAUAUUUUACUGAAUAAUAUGCAAAUUUUAUAAGAACAUUAUAAUAGUGAACAUAAGAAUUAUAUAUCACAUACACAUUCAAUAAUGAGCUGGGAAGGUCAUAUGAAUACUUAGUUGAGAUUAAAUAAAAUUAAAUCAAUGGAAAGUGUUAUGCAUUGAAAUUUCAUUACAAUCAACUCUCAUGUCUGUGUUUUUACAUAUUUAUAACAGAACAUUAGCUUUAUGAUGUAGACGUUUAUUGUAUACAUCGAUUCUCAUCUUAAUUUUACAUUUAGGUACGCAGGUAUUACUGAAGAAGCACAAAUCUCAACUUAACUUACUAUUGGAAAUACCUAUAAUGUAUAUUCGAAUGAUCUUCUGGCUUGCUGAUAAACUUACGAUUAUAAUUCAAAUUAUUUUUAUGUAUAUCUUACGAAUAUUUCAAUUGUAAGUGAAUGAAGAAAGUAUACGGAUCAUAUAACUUUAAUGGAGAGUACUUGAGAACUGGAACAGAAGUCACUGCCGCUUGCUGUUACUUAUUUGUCGAUGUACCUAGCUGUGAUUGUUUGCUACCAAAUUUAGCAAAUUACGUAUGGGUGAUCAACGAUGGUAAAAGUAUUUGCUUUAUUGAAUCAAUGAAGAUGAAGAUAUGUAUUUGAAUUUAAAAGCAUAAUCGUACAAGGAAAUAUGACAAUAACGCUUAAAAAAAAAAUACGACGAAUAAAAAUAUUCAAUCAAAGGAA
Molecule: messenger RNA, 4275 nt
Organism: Bombus pyrosoma
Lineage: Eukaryota; Metazoa; Arthropoda; Insecta; Hymenoptera; Apidae
Gene: Mad
Product: protein mothers against dpp
Exons: 3
Coding region: 865-2271 (468 amino acids)
Biological process (GO): transforming growth factor beta receptor signaling pathway; SMAD protein signal transduction; BMP signaling pathway
Cellular component (GO): heteromeric SMAD protein complex
Molecular function (GO): DNA-binding transcription factor activity, RNA polymerase II-specific; RNA polymerase II cis-regulatory region sequence-specific DNA binding; I-SMAD binding
Source: RefSeq, a predicted model, not a curated record